AUGAGAUCAAUAAAUAGAAUCGAGAUGUUUCUAAAUGGAACUAUUAAAGCUCCGUGCCAUCUAUUUUCUAUGGGUCAUAAUAUUCAUGCAACUACCGUAUUCUUUCUCCGUGUCUCCAUUCGAAUGGGACUGUUGACUUCCACUUCAUUAAUUCUGCGAAUUCCAGAUCUUCGCCGUCUUCUCAACUAUGAGAAAUUAGUUCAUCAAGCGGAACUUUUCCGUCACAACUGGUGUGAGGAAGUUGAAGACAAAGAGGAUCGAUUGAAUAUUCUAGAAAGAAACCGACUGUUUGAUACUUCACUCCUUGAAGGAAAUAUUGAUGAACCUGGAACGAUUCGAGAGAAAUCUCAAGAAUCGAUAAGAAGUGAAGAAAGGCUACUAGGAGAGCAAAAAGAUGAAGAACUCCUCGGACUUUUUCCGCGCGAUAAAUUGGCAACGUUCCCAACCCCCGUAAGAAUGAGAUUUGAGCUUUAUGUGCUAUUGAUUUGCACGUUUCCUGUGAUCUGGCUAAUUCUUCUUUUCGAAAUGACUCUUCACACAACUGGACAUAAUACACGGCAUCUUUUUAGUGAUGAUAAUUAUGCCUUCGCUUGGAUGUAUGAGAUUCUGAGUGCACACAGAAAGUUGAUGGAUGUUAAAGAUUCGCGUCACAAAUGUAUGGGAACAAUGCGAGAUUUGAAAUCUGGAUUGAGUAGCAGUGUGAUGACAAUCCUUAAGGUUUUUGUAUGGGAUAGAUCUAUCGGCUCCAAUAUUGUUCCAAUUUGUAUCUCUAUUCUUUCUUUGGGAAUCCUCAUGGAUCUCGGCCUUCAAGGCUUAUUUUCAUGUCGAUUGAACCAUCGGGAGAGAUAUAAUAGUGAAAAACGAUACAUCUACUUCUACAAUGUUGGCAACAAAUACUUCAUCUCCUUUUUUGUAUUCUCUAUUUUUCUGGCGAUUGCCCUGAUGACGGAGCAAUUUUUCUGGAAACCGGAUAGAAAUGGAAGGCUUUCAUGA
Caenorhabditis briggsae is the source of this 993-nucleotide messenger RNA. The transcript is spliced from 8 exons. The coding region runs from base 1 to 993 and encodes 330 amino acids. NCBI's taxonomy places the organism in Eukaryota, Metazoa, Nematoda, Chromadorea, Rhabditida, Rhabditidae. The record is from RefSeq and is a predicted model, not a curated record.